ACAUAGAAAUCGAUCAGCUCUACAGACAAGAGCAUUACAAAUCUUGUGCUUAAGAGUUCGAAAAAAAUAAACAAUUUCCAAGAUGAAAUUCAUCGUGUUGGUUCUCUUCUGUGCCGUUGCAUACGUUUCUGCUCAAGCGGAAUUGGAACCUGAGGAUACAAUGGAUUAUAUCCCGACUCGUUUCCGACGACAAGAAAGAGGAUCCAUUGUCAUUCAAGGAACUAAAGAGGGAAAAAGUCGUCCAUCCUUGGACAUUGAUUACAAACAACGUGUCUACGAUAAGAAUGGAAUGACAGGAGACGCCUAUGGUGGACUAAACAUUCGUCCUGGACAACCUAGUCGACAGCAUGCAGGAUUCGAGUUUGGGAAAGAAUAUAAGAAUGGUUUCAUCAAAGGACAAAGUGAAGUUCAACGUGGUCCUGGUGGCAGGCUUUCACCAUACUUUGGAAUAAAUGGUGGAUUUAGAUUUUGAGAUAUUUUCAAAUAACAAUUAAAUUAGCCAUUUACAUAGCAUUUAAUAAUUAUUUAUUCCAGUAAUGCAUUUAUUUCAUUUUGAUCUUAUUAAUUUAUAAAAAUUUGGCAUUGAAAGAAAAUUGAUAGAUUGUAAUUCAAUUGUAUUAAUUACAAUAUAAGAGAUUCGAAUAAAUAUAAUUUUAUCAUUAUA
This is a messenger RNA of Apis mellifera (honey bee), 664 nucleotides long. Its product is annotated as hymenoptaecin. The transcript is spliced from 2 exons. NCBI's taxonomy places the organism in Eukaryota, Metazoa, Arthropoda, Insecta, Hymenoptera, Apidae. The record is from RefSeq and is marked provisional. Bases 83 to 472 code for a protein of 129 amino acids.